Messenger RNA from Erigeron canadensis, 1197 nucleotides. Its product is annotated as exopolygalacturonase-like. Gene Ontology annotation, biological process: carbohydrate metabolic process. NCBI's taxonomy places the organism in Eukaryota, Viridiplantae, Streptophyta, Magnoliopsida, Asterales, Asteraceae. The record is from RefSeq and is a predicted model, not a curated record. The coding region runs from base 58 to 1041 and encodes 327 amino acids. The transcript is spliced from 3 exons. Gene Ontology annotation, molecular function: polygalacturonase activity.
GCAUGGAAUGAUGCGUGUGGAAGUAAUGGGGGUGCUACGGUUUUAGUACCGUAUGGGAUGUUUAUGCUCGGUCCUGUUGCAUUUGUUGGACCGUGCAAGGGACCUAUUAAUUUUAAUCUGAAAGGAUCGUUAGAGGCUUCUAACAAUCCUUCAACCUUUUUCUUAGAUCAUUGGAUUAGUUUCAAGUAUGUUGAUCAGUUGGUGCUUAAUGGUGGCGGUUUUUUGAUUGGGCAUGGUGAGGCAGCGUGGCGCUAUAAUGAUUGCGCCACCAAUUCCCGGUGCAGAUCUCUUCCUAUUACAAUGCGGUUUGAUUUUGUUACUAAUUCAAGAGUGAACUACAUACAUUCGAUCAAUAGCAAAAAUGCGCAUUUCAACUUAUUCGCGUGCCACAACUUCAACAUGAGCCACAUUCGGAUCAUUGCACCCGAGGAUAGCCCCAACACGGAUGGUAUCCAUAUUGGGAUCUCGAGCAAUAUCAACAUCCGAGACAGUAUCAUAGGCACCGGUGAUGAUUGUAUCGCGAUGCUUGAAGGUAGUCGCGAUAUUGAAAUCACUGGAGUCCAUUGUGGGCCGGGUCAUGGGUUUAGCGUUGGCAGCCUAGGUGGGACCCGCAACGAAGAAACUGUAAGCGGCAUAGUCAUAAGAAAUUCCACUUUAAGAGGGACCCAAAAUGGAUUAAGGAUCAAAACAUGGGCACCCUCUCCUCCUAGCCUUGCUACUAAUUUUUUAUUUGAUGAUAUCAUUAUGGAUGAUGUCAAUAAUCCAAUUUUUAUCGAUCAACAAUAUUGCCCAAGACCUCCUUGCAACUGGAAGGCGCAAUCGAACGUUAAAAUAAAGAACGUGACAUUUAGGAAAGUUCGUGGCACGUCGAGUUCUCAGGUUGCAGUUAAGUUGCAAUGUAGCAGGAGCGCCCCGUGUGAAGGGGUGAAACUCGUGAACAUUAACUUGGAUUACAGAGGGCCGGAAGGACGAGUGCAGUCUUCUUGCUUGAACGUCUAUGGAGCGUCGUAUGGAUUGCAACUUCCAUCGGGCUGUCUAUAGGACUACUACUAGCUAGCUACUUCAACUCUUUGAUCACUCUUCCGUCUUUAUAAUUUAAAACUAGUUUUGAUCAACCUGAGAAGGUCUUAAGUUUCUUUCCGGUUGCUUUGUGUAAAUGAAAGCUUGCUAAAAUUAAGCUUUAUAACCGGGUUCUAU